Molecule: messenger RNA, 807 nt
Organism: Lingula anatina
Lineage: Eukaryota; Metazoa; Brachiopoda; Lingulata; Lingulida; Lingulidae
Molecular function (GO): calcium ion binding
Source: RefSeq, a predicted model, not a curated record
UAACAUGUAUUGCACAGUUUUCUCUUAUUCCUUUGUUGAUCAACGGAGUCAGUAGAAGACAUAACUUUGUUUGGAACAUCCAAGAUCUUGGAAUAUAACAUCUUUAAGAAGACCUGCACCCAACCGAGAUGUUCUGCAGUCUAUUGAUAACUGUGUUUGCUGGCAUGUUGACGGGUGGCGUUGCGUCCACACUGGUUAUACGGGAUAAAAAGGUACAAGAAGAGACACCAAGUGAUAUUUGGGCUGCCAAAUGGAGAUAUGUCAUAGACAUCCUGGACAUAAACGGAGAUGGAAAACUGGAUAAAAACGAGUACAUAAAUAUGAUGGCAGCAAGAGUAGGCGCAAUAACGAAGUCUGCCGAGAAGGAAGAAAUAAUGAGAGCUUAUUUGCAAGCCGUAUGGGACAAGUGGUGGAAAGAGGUGUUGAAUAACGAAAACUUAGUAAGCUUUACUGCAAACGACGUGAUCAAAAACAAAGCUGAAAUGAUUUCAAAAUUUGUUGAGGUACACCAUCUGGACAUCGAAGACAAAUGGGCUCUUACGUUCUUUGAGUUGGUAGAUGAAAACGAGGAUGACGCUCUUGUUGCAAAAGAGUAUGCCAAUUUCCUCAAGAUUUUUCACGCUAAAUUUUCUGCAGAAAUUUUCUCUGAAAUGGAUUUUGACAAAAGUGGUGAUAUUAGCAGAGCUGAAAUGGUUAUAAAUCAUUUGCUGUUCAAUACAGGGGACACCAUGAAAGGUGCAAAUUUUUACGGGAAAGUGAUUUAACCCAAUGGCACUCAACUGGUCUCAAUAAGAGAACAACAGAUGU